This is a messenger RNA of Monoraphidium neglectum, 534 nucleotides long. RefSeq lists its product as hypothetical. Lineage: Eukaryota; Viridiplantae; Chlorophyta; Chlorophyceae; Sphaeropleales; Selenastraceae. Bases 1 to 534 code for a protein of 177 amino acids. The record is from RefSeq and is a predicted model, not a curated record. The transcript has 5 exons.
AUGCAACGGCACAAUCAUUGCGGCAGGUACCCGACCCAGCUGCCUCUGGGCGACGGUGUCCGCACCCUGAUCGUUGGCGGAUACGCAAACGGCGAGACGGGCACGCCCACUCCCUCGAUCGAGAUCUUCGAUUUCCUCAACAACACUGUCACCACUUUGUCCCGGGUGCCAGAGCUGGUGUCCCUCGGCGGCCUGAUCCUCAACCCCAUUGUGAUCCAGCUGCCCUGGACCGACGACAUUCUGCCGGCCGGCAGCUUCCCGCUCCUCCUGUUUGGCGGCAACGCUGGCCAGGUCAUGUUUGCCAGCCCAGACAACCAGGUCAAUGCUCUCAGGGACCUGCCCCCCUGGCCCACGCCCGGCUUUGUUAGCGCGCUGUCUGCUGCGGGCGGCCACACCCUGCUGACUCUGGAGCCCGAAAACGGCUACGCCGCUGAGCUGGCAAUGUUCGGCGGCACCACGCUGUCCGGCGGUGAGGCGACUCCGCUUCAUAGAGCAACCAUGCCGCGGCGCUUGCCGGGCAGCUGCGCACCGUGA